Molecule: messenger RNA, 912 nt
Organism: Botrytis deweyae
Lineage: Eukaryota; Fungi; Ascomycota; Leotiomycetes; Helotiales; Sclerotiniaceae
Exons: 1
Coding region: 1-912 (303 amino acids)
Source: RefSeq, a predicted model, not a curated record
AUGGAUGAUCACGGCGACCAAUUCACUAGUCCUUCUCAGGAUGAAGAGUAUAUCGAAAACCAUGCUCUUUAUCAACAGCCAGACUACCCGGUAGCUUAUGUUUCUAGGCUUCCACCAAGAGUUCAACACCAGGGUCCAGUCGAUAUCCAAGGCUAUGGCACUUUUGAACCUGCUUCUAUUACCGAAACUACCAUCCAACCUGCAUUCCAGGUACAGCCAUAUACGUAUCCGUACACCGAUGGAGUUGUGCAGCACGGCAACCAAACUCAGCAAUAUAACUCCGAAUCUUCGCACCUUAAUCGUCUGACCAUGCCAGCGGGCAUCAUACUUCAGGAAGGUUGGCCGUUGGAAAAUCGCUAUCAGCAACAGGCCACUUACACACCCACAUAUACACCCACGUACGCACCUGUUGGCGACAUCCCUCUUGAACAAGUUGCAGUCAGUCAUGGCCCGACUCAUCAAACUAAUACGCAAAUCAAUGCCUCGUAUGAUGCGGAGGUGAGUUCAAACGUCUGGAGCCCGGGUUUCUGUCAACAUGCAAGUUGCCUUGCAAAGCCUUCAGACAAGCAAAAGAACUACCGAGAAUACUCGGAUUGGCGACGUCAUUGGUUUCGGGUACAUGAAAAGCAACACAAAUGCCUGAUUGAUGGUGCCAUAUUCGGAACGGCCAAAGAUCUCGAACGCCAUAUUGAAGCUAAGCAUCAAACGGGUGCCAAAAGGCAUUACUGUCACAUUGCAGGAUGUCAAGCUCGCGCGAGAGAGUUCAACAGGAAAGACAAGUUUCAAGAGCACAAUGACAAAUGGCAUGGAGCUUAUUGCUGUCCUGUUCCUUACUGCGAUCGAGGACAUAGCAAUGGAUUCAAAGAAAGAGAAUUGUUGAGGGAUCAUAUGCGCACUCGCCAUGAUGCGUGA